AUGGGCCCCUGUACCGCCUCCUCAUGCUGCUGCCAGGCCCCUAAUCUGCCAUGGGCCCCUGUACCGCCUCCUCAUGCUGCUGCCAGGCCCCUAAUCUGCCAUGGGCCCCUGUACCGCCUCCUCAUGCUGCUGCCAGGUCCACAGUGUCUCAUGGGUCCCUGUACGGCCUCCCAUUGCUGCUGUCUCCAUCGCCACACUCUGCCAUGUGCCACUUUCAGGUCUCCUCACACUGCUGGUGUGUUUCCAUUUUUUGUCAUAGGGUGCUGGCAGAUUACGGGCCUCCCAUUGCUGCUGCCAGGCCCCUAAUCUGCCAUGGGCCCCUAUACCGCCUCCUCAUGCUGCUGCCAGGUCCAGAGUCUCUCAUGGGUCCCUGUACGGCCUCCCAUUGCUGCUGUCUCCAUCGCCACACUCUGCCAUGUGCCACUUUCAGGUCUCCUCACACUGCUGGUGUGUUCCAUUUUUUGUCAUAGGGUGCCUGCA
Staurois parvus is the source of this 480-nucleotide messenger RNA. NCBI's taxonomy places the organism in Eukaryota, Metazoa, Chordata, Amphibia, Anura, Ranidae. The record is from the annotation of a GenBank genome assembly.